Impatiens glandulifera is the source of this 3534-nucleotide messenger RNA. RefSeq names its product ETO1-like protein 1. Gene Ontology annotation, biological process: negative regulation of ethylene-activated signaling pathway. The transcript has 6 exons. Gene Ontology annotation, molecular function: protein binding. The record is from RefSeq and is a predicted model, not a curated record. Lineage: Eukaryota; Viridiplantae; Streptophyta; Magnoliopsida; Ericales; Balsaminaceae. The coding region runs from base 716 to 3379 and encodes 887 amino acids.
GUUUGCAACGGAAAGGAAAGGGGGAAGAAGAAGGCAAGGCAGUAGUAGUAGUGCGGGGAGGGAGAAAGCGAAAAGAAAGAAAGAAGGGUAAAAAAAAGUUUCCCUUUUUCAACAAGACCAGAAGAAACGCAUCACUGCAAAUUCUCUCCUCUUCUUCCUCCUCCUCCUUGGAUUCCCCUUUUACUUUCAUCCCCCUCUCUCUCUCUCUCUUCUAAGAGAAACAGCUGCUGCAGUAACAGCCUACUUUACCCAGAUUUCGAAAUUUGAAAUUCCAAGACAGCAGCAGGCGUGUAAAUUUAGUGGGUUUUUGUUCAUACUUCUCUACUUUGUUCGGAUUAACUCAAUUCUGCCACGAAUAAGAGAUCAUAAGCCAAUUUUGGUGGGUCUUUUACCAUAUUCAGUGGGCUUUUCGUCUUAUUUUUGCUGAGAAUUUAACUUUCCCACGUCUCUGGAUUUUAGCCCAAAAAUUGGUUGGUGCUUGCUAGGGUUUGUGAAAAAUCUUCCUUGAUCCCGUAAAGGGUGUUGUUUGUUUGAAUCUGAAAAUUAGUCCUUGAGUGUUUCUUUGUGGAAAGAUGCAAUAUUUCUUCAUCUUUUAAUAUAUAUAUUUGUUCGUGUGUGUGUUUGUGUGUGUGGGUUUGACUUGAUUUGGUUGGGGUUAAUAAUCCCCCAUCUGGUUAUAGUGGAGAUCUGGGAGCUGUUUAAUGUCUUAUGCUCUAUGAGGGCUUUCUUUCCAUCAGAAUCUUGUAAAGAAGCUCAUGUAAAAGCUUUCAAUCCACAAGCAUGGCUACAAGUUGAAAGAGGAAAACUUUCAAAAUGUUCAACCCAAUCAUCAUCAUCUUCAAUAGAAUCAUUCAUCAAGGUCCCUGACCCCCCGAUUCUCCCCUUCUUUAAACCGGUUGAUUAUGUUGAAAUCUUAGCUCAAAUACAUGAAGAGCUCGAGUCUUGUCCUCCAAAUGCAAAAUCAAAUCUUUAUCUCUUGCAAUACCAAGUUUUUAAGGGUCUUGGGGAAUUCAAGCUUAUGAGGAGAAGCCUACGCUCGGCUUGGACUAAAUCGAGCACUGUUCAUGAAAAACUAGUCUUUGGUGCUUGGUUGAAGUAUGAAAAACAGGGCGAAGAGCUUGUUUCAGAUCUCCUCUCUGCUUUUGGCAAAACUUCCCAUGAAUACGGGCCUUUAGACAUUGCUUCCGAGAUGCCAACCGAUGUAAGUAUGUUCUCUUCUGAUUCUGUCGAACUGAGUUUGGAUCGGUUAUCGAAAACAGUUUCAUUUCGAAUUGGGGAUGAGAAGAUAGAGUGUGAUAGGCAGAGAAUAGCUGACCUUUCGGCUCCUUUUAGUGCAAUGCUUAAUGGGUGUUUCAUAGAAUCUCAACUAGACGACAUCAAUUUGUCAGAAAAUAAUAUCUCCCCUCUCGGUAUGAAGGUAGUAUGUGAAUUCAGCCUGACAGGCGAGUUAAGAGACGUUCCUUCAUCUCUUCUAUUAGAAAUUCUGGCUUUUUCGAACAAAUUUUGCUGUGAACGGCUUAAAGAUGCGUGUGAUCGUAAGCUAGGUUAUUCGAUAAACUCCAGAGAGGAUGCUAUUGAUCUAAUGGAAUAUGCACUUCAAGAGGAUUACCCAGUUGUUGCCGCCUCAUGCUUACAAAUGUUUCUACAAGAACUUCCUGAUUCCCUCAACGAUGAACGAAUUAUUCACCUACUCGGAAACGCUAACCAGCAGAGCCGAUCUAUCAUGGCUGGCUCUGCCUCGUUCGCACUGUACUCCCUUUUAAGCGAAGUUGCAGUAAAUUUGGAUCCUCGAUCAGAUAAAGUUGUUGCUUUCCUGGAAAGAAUGUUGGAAUCGGCCGAAACUAACUGCCAAAAGCAAUUGGCUCAUCAUCAAUUGGGUUGUGCUAGAUUUUUGAGGAAAGAAUACGAUGAAGCAGAGGAACAAUUCAAUAACGGUUUGAGUUUAGGCCAUGUUUACUCGAUCAUCGGUUUGGCAAGAAUUUGUAACAUAAACGGCCAAAAGCUUUCUGCAUACCAAAAACUUAGAUCCGUGAUUUCUUCGGGCUGCCCGCUUGGUUGGAUGUAUCAAGAAAGAUCGUUGUAUUGCGAUGGCGAUCAGAAAUGGGCAGAUCUCGAGACUGCAACCGAGCUUGACCCCACGUUAAUUUAUCCUUAUAUGUAUCGGGCAUUGUUGUUGAUGAAGAAACAAAACAUCGAGGCUUCACUUAAGGAAGUCAACCGUGUCCUUGGCUUCAAACUUGCAUUGGAAUGUUUAGAACUCCGAUUUUGUUUCUAUCUUGCUCUCGAGAACUAUGAAGCCGCUCUUUGCGAUAUUCAAGUGAUGUCCACACUCUCCCCAGAUUAUAGGAUGUUUGAAGGGAGGGUUGCGGCAUCCCAACUUCGUACUCUUGUCCGAGAACAUGUUACAAAUUGGACAACCGCCGAUUGUUGGCUGCAGUUGUAUGAUAAGUGGUCAUCGGUUGAUGAUAUCGGAUCCCUUUCUGUAAUUUACCAGAUGCUUGAAUCCGAUGCAGCUAAGGGAGUCCUCUAUUUCAGACAAUCUUUGCUUCUCUUAAGACUGAACUGUCCAGAAGCAGCCAUGAGAAGUCUACAAUUGGCUCGAGAACACGCUUCAACAGAUUACGAGCGAUUGGUUUACGAGGGAUGGAUCUUAUAUGACACAGGACACUGCGAGGAAGGGUUACAAAAAGCAGAGGAGUCUAUUCUUCUUAAAAGGUCAUUUGAGGCAUUCUUCCUCAAGGCGUAUGCAUUAGCAGACUCUAGUCAAGACCCGUCUUGUUCUUUGUCGGUUAUAUCGCUCCUUGAAGAUGCAUUGAAGUGCCCGUCUGACCGACUUCGCAAGGGUCAGGCUUUGAACAAUCUUGGAAGUGUAUAUGUUGACUGUGGGAAUCUAGACCAAGCAGCAGAUUGCUACAUGAACGCUCUUGCAAUAAAGCACACCCGAGCCCACCAAGGCCUUGCUCGGGUCCAUUUCCUAAGGCAUGAUAAAGCUGCAGCAUACAAGGAAAUGUCAGAGCUUAUAGACAAGGCUCAGAACAACGCUUCUGCUUAUGAGAAGAGGUCGGAAUAUGGUGAACGCGAACAUGCAAAGUCCGACCUGGAAAUGGUUACACGCUUGGAUCCAUUCCGCGUUUACCCCUACAGAUACCGCGCUGCAGUGUUGAUGGACAAUCUGAAGGAGAAGGAAGCCAUAGCGGAAUUAUCAAGGGCAAUUGCCUUUAAAGCGGACCUUCACCUUCUACACUUAAGGGCAGCAUUCCACGAGCAUAUUGGUGAUGUGAUGGGGGCUUUACGAGAUUGUAGGGCUGCCCUCUCGGUGGACCCCAAUCAUCAAGAAAUGCUUGAGCUCCAUAGCCGAGUUCACAGUCAAGAGCCAUGACCAGGAUUGAACAAGAACAGCACCAAGUCAAGUCAAAAGUAAAGAAAUAUGUGUACUUAAAAAAUGGUUUGUUUUGGUUUCAAUUCUAUGUAAUAUGCUUACUAUAAAUUUUUGUCAAUAUAAUUAUUAAUACUCGCAAAUUAUUUGUUGCUCAA